Oreochromis aureus is the source of this 2249-nucleotide messenger RNA. It is a transcript of the gene klf17, whose product is annotated as Kruppel-like factor 17. The record is from RefSeq and is a predicted model, not a curated record. Gene Ontology annotation, molecular function: RNA polymerase II cis-regulatory region sequence-specific DNA binding; DNA-binding transcription factor activity, RNA polymerase II-specific. Lineage: Eukaryota; Metazoa; Chordata; Actinopteri; Cichliformes; Cichlidae. The transcript has 3 exons. The coding region runs from base 96 to 1460 and encodes 454 amino acids. Gene Ontology annotation, biological process: regulation of transcription by RNA polymerase II.
AUCCUGAAUCCUGGUUACACUCAGAGAGCACACGGACGCGGAGGACAGCAUCUGCAGGACUUCGCCGUUUUAAACGCUUUUUAAAAACGGUCAACAUGGCUGUGGCUGAAGCAGUGAUGCCUGCCUUAAUCUCGUUUCCGAGUCUCAAAGGACUGGAUAAUGUGGAUGAGGGUGUGCAGAACAGCGCAACAGGUGACGCAAAUAACCCGCCGUGGGAAGUGGAGUUCAACAUGGUGCGUUCUCCUGCUUUACCCUCCAAAGAUGACGACGAGCUGGGAAAGUUUUUGGAUCUCGAUUUUAUUUUGUCCAACACCAUCGGCCGCGAUGCUCUAAGCGACAGCGACGGCAAUGGGAACAUCCCACCAACGCAGCAGCAGAACUGCAUGUAUUCUCUCCCGGAUUCGCCGGAAAGCUGCAGCGGUGGUUCCGUGCCAGAGUGCAGCGAUCAUCCUCCCUCUCACCUGGGCUGCCACGGGACUGCAAACGUCGCAAAGUCGAGCCCACCUCACAGUCUUAUGGUGGAGCUUCUCAGGCCUGAGAUGGGUUACCCGGCUGAUGCUUCACCAGACUGCGCAGGCAAGGAGAGAGACGACCGGGAAUUCACCGAACUGCGAGCUUUGAAUUCUGCUUCAAUUCCAUCGGCUCCCCUUCACCGCCCAGCUGCCACCGCACCGAUCCCGCUUGGAUAUAAAAUCAAAAUCGAGUCUGGGGGUCCAUCUUGCAUGAUGGCCGCAAGCAGUGGGAACUUUAUGGAACACGUUCACGGGAAAAACCUAAUGCAACCAGUAACCUUUACGCACCACCAGGCUGCAUUCCAUGGUGGGUUGCAGGCUCACGGCGCGCAUCCCAUGCAGCACGCUGCAUCCCACGGACAUACGGCACACUACCACUUAAAUGCGCAAAUGAGCUCUCACCAUCCCAGUAAUCAAAGCCAUCUCCAGGGCCAAUAUAUGAACGCGCCAUAUCACCCGAUUUACGCACAUCAGGGUGCGCCAUCGUUUCAGGGACACUACAACGCGCAGAGAGAGCCGGUCCACGUUCACCAGCAGCAGCAGCAACAGCAUCCACUGUCGAUGCAGGGGAUGGUGCUCACUCCUCCCUCUUCUCCUUCUCCGGUUCUGCUCGAGUUUUACUCGCAGGAUGAGGCCGGGUGCAUGAAGCAGAAACGAGCCCGCAGGUCGUGGGCUAGAAAACGUGCUGCCACCCACAACUGCGAGUUCCCCGGCUGUGGAAAGACCUACACAAAGAGCUCCCAUCUCAAAGCGCACAUGAGAACACACACAGGUGAGAAGCCCUACCACUGUAACUGGGAAGGAUGCGGCUGGAAGUUCGCCAGAUCAGACGAAUUGACCCGCCACUUCAGAAAGCACACCGGACACAGACCCUUCCAGUGCCACCUCUGCGAACGUGCCUUCUCCCGUUCAGACCACCUGGCUCUCCACAUGAAGAGGCACAUGUAGGCCACAGUUCUUCUGGACUCUUGCAUCCAUAAGAAUCCACCCCUCAGAAGAGGACCGACUUGGUUUCGCCCUGCUGGACUGUCCAAAAUCUGUGUAGCAUGAACUGUUCCCCCAGAUGGACAGUUGCAGUUGUCACCUUCCACUCCCCUCUUAUAUUUUUAUUACCACUUGUAUCAUAUACUGCUAAAUUAAGUGCCUCUGGUGGUUACUGUACAUACAGAAUCUGUGCAUACAUGUAUAACACUGCCUAAAUUAUAGUUCAGUAGUAUUUAAGACACUUCCUCACACUGUCUCUAAAAUAAGUUAUUGACUUGACGUGAGUGCCUUUCCAGAAUUACAUAGGCCUAUUUGCUCAUCCUGAGCAGUUUUUGUAUUUUUGUAAUGUUUACAUCUUGUAUCUUUGAUACUAUAAUCAGUCAGGGUGGUAAUGACUUUUUUGUAUUCUGUUUUCUUAUCGUAGAUAAACAUUUGCUAAGCAUUGUAGACUGCUGUGGAUCUUUAUAGUUUGGUUCAGCAAAGAUUCAGGUACUAAAGAUUGUUUAUAGGAUCCCAAGAAACCAGUGCAGUGUGAAAUGUAUUAUUUUUUUUAUGAGAGUUUUUGGCAAAGUUGUCCCUGUGUUUUGUUUUGUUUUGUUUUUUAUGUUUGCUGUGAGAGAAUCCACUGCAACCAAUGGUCUAUUUGGUGUACUUGAAAAUGAAAUUGCAGAGCUAACAGUGUCAUUCUCCUAACAUGCAGUUGUUUUAAAUUGCGCUCAAGUGCUCCAAAAUAAAAGUUUGUUUACAAAUGCA